This is a messenger RNA of Aureobasidium subglaciale EXF-2481, 1755 nucleotides long. RefSeq lists its product as uncharacterized. Lineage: Eukaryota; Fungi; Ascomycota; Dothideomycetes; Dothideales; Saccotheciaceae. The record is from RefSeq and is a predicted model, not a curated record. The coding region runs from base 1 to 1755 and encodes 584 amino acids. The transcript has 4 exons. Gene Ontology annotation, cellular component: mitochondrion.
AUGUACACAUCGACCGCCCGCCUAUAUGACCGGCAAUCUCGGUCGAUUAGCCGGCACAUCGAUCUCUUCGCCAGUGGUCAUCAGAGACUGCCCAGAGCCAUAGCACCACAGGUUGUACGCCAAUUUUCCGCAACAUCGACCCUCAGCAACGCAGCUCCUUCUCCUUCGUUACCGGACAAUCAUGAGUUUUUUGACUUCACGCGUGGCCGUUUCCUAGGCAAUGAGAAGUACGAGUUGCAGCGUCGCCAUCGCAAGUUCGACGUCUACGAGUUGAUGCGCGUUGCAGCUCGAGCUGUUGGUGCAAAUUACUGCACUAACAUUCAAAAGUGCCCGGAUGGGAUGUACAACAGGAUUCUGCAUCUCUCAAUCGACAACGGCAAGCAAGUGAUUGCCAAGAUACCCAAUCCAAACUCGGGUCCGCCACACUUUACUACUGCCAGUGAAGUAGCGACGAUGCAAUUCGUCCGCGAAGUCUUGCGCACUCCAGUGCCGGAAGUGUAUGCAUGGAGCUCAAGAGCACAUGAGACUACCAUUGGAGCCGAGUACAUCAUCAUGGAGAAGAUGGAAGGUGUCACGUGGAAACAACUCUCACCAUCGAUGAGUCUUGCAGAUCAGAUCGCAGUCGUGAAGUCUGUCGCCGAGUAUCGGGUUGCGUGGUCGUCGGUGGUAUUCGAGCAGUACGGUAGCCUGUACUUCGCGAAGGACGUUAAAAACCUUGACCUGCCUGCUCUAAGAUACACGACAGAUUUGGACGGCCCGGUAGUCGAUGCAAGAUUUGUGAUAGGUCCUUGUUGUACACGCAGUCUCUUCCAAGCUGGGCGAGAGACAGUUGAGCUUGAUAGAGGUCCAUGGUCGUCCAUCAGGGAAUUCAACCUAGCCAACGCCCAGCGCGAACUGACGUGCCUCCAUAAUAUUCCUUCCCUCCCGCAAACGCACCUUGCUCUUUGCGGACCUGGACUCCAUCGGCCACGGAGGGACAUCAAAAUCAACGUUUUGGAGGUUUAUCUUGGAAUCCUCGAAUCUAUAGAGCUACAAGACUCAGUAAUGAACGGUCCGCAUAUCGCUCAUGAUGAUCUACGCAGUGAGAACAUCCUCCUUACUCCGGGCAAUCAGAUCGCGGGCGUUCUUGAUUGGCAGUCAACGACUAUCACACCGCUCUACGACAACAACUCGCCCACGUGGCCAAUGGAAAAUCCGCCACAACUCUUGGAUUCUGAAUCCUUACUCUUGACGCCAGACCCGAACUUACAUGCCCUACUGCUUGAGAAGAGACAACGUUCCAUAUCCCUCAAGGAAAGCCUGGAUGCCGCAUACAGAGCACACCUUCGGGCGCGAUCCACACCGCUCCAUGACUAUCUCGACCUUGAAGAGAAUGAUCCGAGAAUCACUGUAUUACGGAUCGUUCCGGAAGUCUUCUACGAUGGUGAAUCAUUCGCGUUCUCCAUAUGCAUGAUGAUGGCAGAUGAGGAAACUCUACUUGGCGCCCAGGGUGUCGCAUGGCCUGUGGAAUUCUGUGACAAGAGUAGAUUAUUGAUCGCCGAGGCCUCUCACAAAUACGCAGCUAGCAACCAGAUGAUGACCGAGAUUCACGAGCAACUUGACUUCCUGAGUCUAGCUGGCUGGGUUCCUCACAGCCACUAUGAUUCGGUCACUUCCAGACUUUCUGAGAUCGCGGAUCUAGUGAUAGAAAAGUUUGCAGAUGACAGUGAAGACGCUGCGGAAUGGAAGAAUUCAUGGCCUUUCCGACGGGAUUAA